This is a messenger RNA of Aspergillus saccharolyticus JOP 1030-1, 426 nucleotides long. RefSeq lists its product as uncharacterized. The annotation marks the transcript as partial. The record is from RefSeq and is a predicted model, not a curated record. Lineage: Eukaryota; Fungi; Ascomycota; Eurotiomycetes; Eurotiales; Aspergillaceae. The transcript is spliced from 2 exons.
CUAAGUCUGCCCGAGGCAUUUUCUUGUAUUGCACUGCUUGACUCGAGGAGACACGACGUGCCCUUCGACAAGUUGCAUCACGCUAUCGCAAUCUCAUCGACCGACUCCCUUUACGUCUCGACUUCCUUGUUAUCCGAUCCGUGGAACCAGCAAGAAUCACAAGACAUUGUCAAGAUCACCGAAUGGCCCCAAACGACAUAUGAGGUCUUUGACGGGUGCCUUGAUGACCGCUUCGGCAGCACCUCGUUGCAUCUGAGGUUUACUGACGAUGUUUCUGGGAUCGACGUAGGGCCUAGCUUGUGCAAAGACUCAAUGGUGUACUUGGUCGAAGCACUGAUCUCGCUGCAUGACCACAAAUAUUGGGUGGCUGAUUUGGAUGUCAAUAAAUCACUUCAGCGCGCAAGUCUUCGGCGGGUUCGAUCGUAC